Anopheles maculipalpis is the source of this 1571-nucleotide messenger RNA. Its product is annotated as synaptic vesicle glycoprotein 2B-like. Gene Ontology annotation, molecular function: transmembrane transporter activity. Bases 1 to 1569 code for a protein of 522 amino acids. The record is from RefSeq and is a predicted model, not a curated record. Gene Ontology annotation, cellular component: membrane. Lineage: Eukaryota; Metazoa; Arthropoda; Insecta; Diptera; Culicidae. The transcript has 5 exons. Gene Ontology annotation, biological process: transmembrane transport.
AUGGCUCCAUCAGCAGUAAGCAUGGUGUUCACGGUGGAAAACGCAAAAUCGCCCGGUUCGUUAGAAAAAGGACAAAAGCCUCCAGAUGGACACAGCUUUGACGAGGCGCUCGAGUUGGCCGGCUUUGGCAAGGUACAGAUUGUCCUUUCGAUUCUCGCCGGGCUCGGUAUGAUGGCAUCGAUCAACGAAGCGAUGGGAAUGAGCAUCAUCUUACCAGCUUCCCAGUGCGAUCUUGAUCUGGACGCUGGCGAGAAGGGAAUUGUAGGGGGAGCUGUGUUUCUUGGUACAAUGUUUUCGUCCUACUUCUGGGGCUAUCUGGCUGAUACGAGGGGCCGUCAGCUGAUCUUGAAGUAUGCACUGUUUGCGACCUCGUUCUUUGGUGCGAUCUCUUGUCUAGCGACGGGAUUCGUGUCGCUGUUGGUGCUUCGCUUUCUGACGGGGGUUUGUGUGGCCGCACCGGCCUCUACGGUGUACGCUUACUUGGGCGAGUUUACCACACCGAGCAGACGGAGUCAAAUGCUGUCAUUUGCUUCCGUUUGGGGAGGUGUCGGAAUAGUCUAUGUGUCAUUGGUUGGUUGGUGGAUACUCUCGUACGAUUGGGUAUUCGUCAUCACCGAUUCCUUCGAAUUCAAACCAUGGCGAUUGCUGUUCAUCGUCAACACUCUACCCGCCUUUCUGAACGGUAUCGCUUUCUGCUUUUGUCCCGAGAGUCCCAAGUUCCUGGUAUCCCGAGGGCGGAACGAAGAAGCUCUAGAAAUACUGAAAAAGGUGUACAGGCUCAACAAGGGUACCGACAGCACGGAUGGAUAUGAAGUGACGUCACUUCGAUUGGAUCCGGAAGAUGCGAUUGCUCGUGCGCAGAAUGGGGACAGCUCUGUAGGACUGUUCCGAUCGAUGGUACAACAAACCUUGCCGAUAGUGAAACUUCCCUACCUUGUGUACUUCAUUAUUUGCUGUGUCCACAACAUUGGAGCCUUUGCUAUUUACGGUGGACUCGGUCUGUGGUUCCCCGAAAUUAUGAACCAAGUAUUCUCACAACAGUCCACACACGAGGACCGGAAAGUGUGUGCGAUACUGCAACGGAACGAAACGCUCCCCGUGGUUGUGACCGAGUUCGAACUGUGCGAUGACGAAGUCAAGAUUGAGACGUUCCUCUACACCCUUCUGCUCGGUGUUAUCGGAUGCGUGUACGCACUGAUCACAUCGGCCGUGCUGGGUAAAAUCGAUCAGAAAGUGAUGAUGGUGUUUAACUGCAUUGUGGCCGGUAUUUCCGGCAUUGCACUUCAGUUUAUCGCCAACUCGUACGCGGUGGCGAUACUAUUCUGUCUCGAGAUAGUGUUCGCCGGCUACUGUGUACUAUUGGUAAACGCUAACGUGGUGGCCAUUUUUCCCACGAACGUCAGAGCGAUGGCAGUUGCUCUAACGAACAUGAUAGGGCGGUUAAGCUGCUUCGUGGCGAGCGCCGUUAUAGGGUUGCUGAUCCUACGAAACUGUCCAGUCACGUUUUAUAUGCUGUCCGGGUUGCUGUUUCUAUGCGCGGGUCUUACAUUUUUGCUGCCAAAAAAGUGACA